AUGUCUAAACUAGAGGUCGUUUGGGAAAAUACAUGGGAAUAUUUGGCAGGUGGAAUUCUAUAUAACCAACGACAAAGGUUCAAGUCUCCAGACUUAUCACUCGGUGGAGAUGAACUUAAGAACUUACCUUUGUUCGAAAUAGAACAAAUUUUACUUCGAAACAACUCCAUUCUCAAAAAGUUCACAAAGAUGCCUUACCCAGAUGUUGAAUCUGUUUCUUCUUCAAACAAUCGACUUAUCACCGAGGAGCUAGAUUACGAAAUUCCCGUUAUAAAGAAUGACUUUGAUCGCAUGUUUCUUGCAUUAACAGAUGAGCAACGUAACAUUUUCCUUAACAUCAUGAGUGUUGUUAAAGAAAAUAAAGGAGGUGUCUUCUUCGUUAAUGGUUAUGGUGGAACGGGUAAAACGUUUUUAUGGAAGACAAUAUUUGGAGCAAUUAGAUCUGAUGGUAAUAUUGUUUUAAAUGUUGCUUCAAGUGGUAUUGCUUCGUUAUUAUUGCCCGAUGGUAGAACAACACACUCUCGAUUUAUACUUCCAUUUGAACUUACAUAUGAUUCUUUUUGUAAAAUAAAUACAAAUGGUGAGUUGGCUAGCUUAUUAAGAAAAACCUCUUUAAUAAUUUCGGAUGAAGCACCUAUGGCACAUAAGCAUGCAUUUGAAGUUUUAGAUCGAACUUUGAAAGAUGUAUUAAGGUGUGGAAAUUCAAGCAUCUCAAAUAUUCUGCUUGGAGGGAAAGUUAUUGUCUUUGGAGAAGAUUUCAGACAGAUUCUACCUGUUGUUCCGGGUAGCAGUUGA
Molecule: messenger RNA, 795 nt
Organism: Lactuca virosa
Lineage: Eukaryota; Viridiplantae; Streptophyta; Magnoliopsida; Asterales; Asteraceae
Source: the annotation of a GenBank genome assembly